UCAACAAAAACAACGCGCAUAGUAUUUUUGCAUAGAGAAUCCCUACAAGCGCGCCCUCCACGACUGACUAUUUCUCUCUCUCGCUAUUUGUUUCUGUCAGUCAAAAACACAAACACAUACAGUGAUUUGUUAAUUUCCUCUCCGUUUUUUCUCAAUGAAUCCAUAGACAAAAACCCACAAAACGACGACGACGAAGAAGAAGAAGAAGAAGAAUCUACAAGUACACGAUGUCGAUGAUGAGUGUACAGGCGAGUGAAGCCACGCGUCAGAGGCAGCGACUAUGGGACGGAGUGUUGGAGUUGACGAAAUCGGCACAGGAAAAGAACAGCGACCCGCUGCUUUGGGCGGUGCAGCUAAGCACGAGCCUGAGCUCGGCCGGAGUGGUCCUGCCGUCGGUGGAGUUGGCUCACUUGUUGGUCUCUCACAUCUGCUUCGCUAAUCACGUGCCUGUCACGUGGAAGUUCCUCGAGAAAGCUUUGACUGUUAAGAUCGCUCCUCCUAUGCUUGUUCUCUCUCUCCUCUCCACCAGGGUCAUUCCAAAUCGGCAGCACCAGCCUGGAGCAUACAGACUAUAUAUGGAACUCCUCAAGCGACAUGCGUUGUCAUUUGCAUCUCAAAUCCGUGGUCCAAAUUAUCAUAAGAUCAUGAAAUCCAUUGAUGACGUUCUUCAUCUUUCCCAGAUAUAUGGCCUUCAAGUGUCUGAACCUGGGGUAAUUCUUGUUGAAUUUGUCUUUUCAAUUGUAUGGCAGUUACUUGAUGCAUCUUUGGAUGAUGAAGGGUUGUUGGAACUUACCCCAGACAAGAAGUCUAGAUGGCCAACGAGGUCCCAAGAUAUGGAAAUAGAUGGUCAUGAUGGCUUUAGUGAGAAGAGAAUAGAGCACAAUGAAGGACUGCAGAAAGUAAAUACCGUAAUGGCUAUUGAGAUAAUUGGAGAGUUUUUCCAAAACAAAGUGACUUCAAGGAUUCUUUACUUGGCACGUCGAAACAUGCCAUCACAUUGGGGAGGUUUCAUUCAGCGACUGCAACUGCUUUCCGUAAAAUCAGUGGUCUUGAGGAAUUCAAAACACAUAACUCCAGAGACCCUUCUGCAGUUGACGUCUGACACACGUCGACUUCUAUCUAGAGAAUGCAAAACAAUGUCGGGGCAAGAGUUUCAUGCAGUUAUGGCUUCUGGGUCUCUGAUAUCUUCUGCUAAUCAAGUUCAUGGAACUAGUUUGUCUGCCCUUUGGCUCCCCAUUGAUUUGUUUUUGGAAGAUGCUAUGGAUGGAUCACAAGUGGCAGCAACUAGUGCUGUUGAAACUCUUACUGGUUUAGUAAAGGCUCUGCAGGCUGUUAAUGGUACCACAUGGCACAACACAUUUUUAGGUUUAUGGAUUGCAGCUCUUCGGCUAGUGCAAAGGGAGAGGGAUUCAAGUGAGGGUCCUGUGCCUCGCCUAGAUACAUGUUUGUGCAUGUUAUUGUCUGUUACGACACUUGCGGUUGCUAAUAUUAUUGAGGAAGAGGAAUGUGAACUUAUUGAUGAAAGUGAACUCAGCCCUACCAAUCAAAGGAUAGAAAAACAGCCUCAGGGAAAACGGUGCAAGGAGUUAGUUACCAGCUUGCAGUUAUUGAGCGAUUAUGAUGGUUUGUUGACACCCCCUCAGUAUGCUGUUUCAGUAGCCAAUCAGGCUGCUGCCAAAGCAAUAAUGUUCAUUUCAAACCUUCCAGUCAGUAAUGGACACUAUGAAUGUGUGAGCGUAACUGACAUGCCAAUGAACUGUUCUGGAAACAUGCGACAUCUGAUUGUUGAGUCAUUAAUCGCAAGGAAUCUACUGGACACAUCGGCAUAUUACUGGCCAGGCUAUGUCAAUGCACGUAGCAACCAAGUUCCUCGUAGUAUUCCUGGUCAAGUAUCUGGUUGGUCAUCAUUGAUGAAGGGUUCCCCUCUAACUCCACCAUUGGUAAAUGCUUUGGUUGCCACUCCAGCUUCUAGCUUAGCAGAAAUCGAGAAAAUAUUUGAAAUUGCGGUCAAUGGUUCAGAUGAUGAGAAGAUAUCUGCCGCUACCAUUCUUUGUGGGGCGUCUCUAAUUCGUGGUUGGAAUGUACAGGAGCACGUCAUUAUUUUUAUUACAAGCCUGCUAUCGCCUCCAGUUCCUGCUGACUACUCUGGCAGUGAUAGCCAUUUGAUCAUCUGUGCUCCAUUUUUGAAUGUCCUUCUUAUUGGAAUAUCAAAUGUGGAUUGUGUUCAGAUUUUCUCCUUACAUGGCUUGGUUCCAUUGCUUGCAGGUGCAUUGAUGCCCAUCUGUGAGGUUUUUGGGUCUUGUGUACCGAUUGCGCCAUGGACUCUUACAACAGGUGAAGAACUCUCUUGUCAUGCAGUGUUCUGCAAUGCAUUUACACUUCUGCUGAAGUUAUGGAGGUUUAAUCAUCCACCUCUUGAGCAUGUGAUGGGAGAUGCGCCACCAGUGGGAUCCCAGCUAUGUCCUGAAUAUCUCUUAUUGGUUCGGAACUCACGAUUGUCUUCCUUUGGAAGAUUACCCAGGGAUCGGAUGAAAACCAGAAGACUCUCUAGAUUAAUAACUUUUUCUGUAGAACCUAUAUUUAUGGAAACCUUUCCAAAAUUAAAGCGCUGGUACCAGCAGCAUCAAGAAUGUAUUGCUUCCACCCUCUCUGGUCUUGUCCUUGGGACUCCUGUUCAUCAGAUAGUUGAUGCACUACUGAGUAUGAUGUUUCGAAAAAUAAAUAGAGGUGGUCAGCCUUUAACUCCUUCAGCUUCAGGAAGCAGCAAUUCAUCAGUAUCUGGAACUGAAGAUGCCUCGAUUAGACUCCAAGUGCCUGCAUGGGAUAUUCUGGAGGCAACUCCCUUUGUACUUGAUGCUGCUCUUACAGCAUGUGCCCAUGGAAGAGUCUCUCCCCGUGAACUUGCUACAGGACUCAAAGAUCUUGCUGAUUUUCUUCCGGCAACGUUGGCCACCAUUAUGAGCUACUUUUCAGCUGAAGUAACGCGGGGCAUAUGGAAGCCAGCUUUUAUGAAUGGAACUGAUUGGCCAAGCCCUGCUGCGAAUUUGUCUACUGUUGAGCAACAGAUUAAGAAAAUCUUAGCUGCUACUGGUGUUGAUGUCCCAAGCCUUGCUGUAGGUGGGAGCUCUCCUGCGACGCUUCCUUUACCCUUGGCUGCCCUAGUAAGCCUCACAAUUACUUAUAAACUUGAUAAAGCCAGUGAACGCUUCCUCACAAUGAUAGGCCCAGCCUUGAAUUCCCUUGCAUCUGGUUGCCCCUGGCCAUGCAUGGCCAUCGUUGCCUCAUUAUGGGCCCAGAAGGUAAAGCGCUGGGGUGACUUCCUUGUGUUCUCAGCUUCUGGUACUGUUUUCUACCAUAACAGUGAUGCUGUGGUCCAGCUUAUUAAGGCCUGCUUCACAUCUACCCUUGGGCUAAAUUCCUCCCACAUUUGCAGCAAUGGUGGUGUAGGUGCCCUCCUUGGCCAUGGCUUUGGCUCCCACUUCUCAGGUGGGAUCUCUCCAGUUGCCCCUGGAAUUCUCUACUUAAGAGUGCAUCGGUCUAUCAGAGAUGUAAUGUUCAUGACAGAGGAAAUUGUCUCUAUUCUAAUUCUCUCUGUUAGAGAUAUUGCAAGUAGUGGGUUGCCUAAAGAUAAAGUGGAGAAAUUGAAGAAGACCAAGUAUGGGAUGAGAUAUGGGCAGGUUUCUCUUGCUGCAGCAAUGACACGUGUCAAACUUGCAGCUUCACUUGGGGCAUCAUUAGUUUGGAUAUCUGGUGGAUCAAGUUUGGUGCAAUCCUUGAUCAAAGAAACUCUUCCUUCUUGGUUUCUAUCAGUCCAUGGAUUAAGGCAGGAAGGUGGAGAAUCUGGAGGAAUGGUUGCGAUGCUAGGGGGUUAUGCGCUGGCAUACUUUGCUGUGCUUUGUGGUACAUUUGCUUGGGGAGUGGACUCAUCAUUGCCAGCAUCACACCGGCGGCCAAAGAUUCUUGGGGCCCACUUAGAAUUUCUUGCAAGUGCACUAGAUGGAAAAAUCUCUCUUGGUUGUGAUUGUGCCACUUGGCAGGCAUACGUGUCAGGAUUUGUGAGCUUGAUGGUUGGUUGCGCACCAAUGUGGUUGCUAGAGGUGAAUGUGGAUGUGUUAAAGAGGCUGAGCAAAGGAUUGAGGCAGUGGAGCGAGGAAGAAUUGGCUCUGGCCCUGCUGGGAAUUGGUGGGAUAGGUGCAAUGGGUGCAGCAGCUGAAUUGAUUAUUGAAACUGAGUUUUAAACUGAGUUUGGAAAAAUGCCUGAUUUACUUUUGUGUUUUAUAUCCUUGAUACUACAGGUAGAGGCAUUGUUUGUCCACUAGAAUACAUCAUCCAAUUAGUAUAGCUUUCUGUAGAAUCGUAGGUCAUGUAAAUUUUGAACAGGAUAUAUAGAAGAAUAGAUUUUGUGUUUCUGUACA
Messenger RNA from Quercus lobata, 4415 nucleotides. Its product is annotated as mediator of RNA polymerase II transcription subunit 33B-like. Gene Ontology annotation, cellular component: mediator complex. The transcript is spliced from 12 exons. NCBI's taxonomy places the organism in Eukaryota, Viridiplantae, Streptophyta, Magnoliopsida, Fagales, Fagaceae. Gene Ontology annotation, biological process: regulation of phenylpropanoid metabolic process. Bases 228 to 4238 code for a protein of 1336 amino acids. The record is from RefSeq and is a predicted model, not a curated record.